Messenger RNA from Eriocheir sinensis (Chinese mitten crab), 3552 nucleotides. RefSeq names its product ubiquitin carboxyl-terminal hydrolase 32-like. The transcript is spliced from 22 exons. Gene Ontology annotation, biological process: protein deubiquitination. The record is from RefSeq and is a predicted model, not a curated record. Gene Ontology annotation, molecular function: cysteine-type deubiquitinase activity; calcium ion binding. Gene Ontology annotation, cellular component: Golgi apparatus. Lineage: Eukaryota; Metazoa; Arthropoda; Malacostraca; Decapoda; Varunidae. Bases 118 to 3552 code for a protein of 1144 amino acids.
UACUGCUAUUCUCAGUAAACAGCGAGGCCACGAAGGGGUGAGGCGCACGGUGCCUCGUCCGUGUUUUCUCCUCCCUCCCUUUAUUACUCGUACAUGUAGGCGGCGGGCGAUGACGAGAUGGGCGGGAAGGAAAGCAAACCGAUUUCCCUCUCCUAUGAAGAGGCGAUGAAAAGAGUUAGUGAUGCUGAAUUUACAAGACUCAAAGAUGCUUACAAGAGGACAGCAACUCUCAAUGGAGCCAUUACCAAGCAGGCCUUCAUCAGAGAGGUCUUGGGUGAUGGCGUCCCAUUGCAGUUGGCAGAGCUUAUAUUUCUGGCUUGUGGAGGCACAGCAAAAGGGAUAACAUUCAAAGACUUGCUGUGCAGCCUGGUGCUCCUGACGCGUGGCAACAAGGAUGAGAAGAUAAAGUUUAUAUUUGGAGUUUACGCCAAUGAAUCCGGGACGCACAUCAUUCGGAGCGAAAUGCUCCGUCAGCUCCAGGCGACUGAGAGAGGAUACACACCAGAAAUUCUCCAUAAGUGCUUUGGACAGAGUGAAAGAAUAUCCUAUGAGGAGUUUAGAGAGUGGCUCCUCGCUCACCCAGACGCCACAACUGUCACCCGUUGGCUGCUGGCUGAGCCUUGCCAUGUCUCCCUUUCCAAUGACCUAGAGACUCCUACAUUCUACCAGACGCUGGCUGGGGUCACACAUUUGGAAGAAAAAGACAUCCUGGAAUUAGAAAAACGAUAUUGGUUUUUGAAGGGUUCAUCACCCUCAGGAAAACUUGAUCCAGAUACUCUUGUUCCCAUGAUCUCUCCACCACUACCCUUGAUGCUGGCAAGAGGUGUUUUCAAUGCAUUUGAUGAAAACCGAGAUAAUCACAUUGACUUUAAGGAAAUGGCCUGUGGGAUAUCAGCUGCCUGUCGAGGCCCACAAACUGAAAGGCAGAAGUUUUGCUUCAAAAUUUUUGAUCGUGACAGAGAUGGCAAGCUCUCCCAUGACGAGGUGACAGCAAUGGUUCAAGCGCUGCUGCUGCUGCGUGAUGAAGAGCAGGAGAAAGGCAGUGAUGAUGUGUGUGUGGGUGUGUCACCUGAACAUGUCCAAAAGCAGGUGAAGGACUUAAUGAGUCACCACGACCCAACCAAUUCAGGCUCAAUCACUCAGGAGGAAUACUUAAUGUGGACUCUUCACAAUCCUCUAUCCUCUGCCCUGCUCGAUAUAAUUUUUCAGGUGUGCCACAUUGUACUGGGAUUAAAGCCAAACAGCCGAGCUGAAGAGGGAGAAAUAGUGUUGGGAUGGCUCAGGAGAGCUGAGACCAAAUCCCUCACAAUAGGCCAGUUUUGGUACAUCAUUAACAUGGACUGGUGGGGUCUUUGGCAUGAUUAUGUUAGUCAUCAGUCACCAGGUUCUGAGAGCAGUUCGUUAAGUCCAUCGUCACACAGCAGUUCACCAGCCAAUUCACAGUGUGGCUCACUAAAACGUACAAAGUUACAAAAGAAGUCUGCAAAUUCAGAAGGAACUGUUGCUUCAGAUGUAAACAGCACUGUAUUUGUAACCAGCAUAGCCUGCCUAGGGGGUGCUGACACAGCAUCACUAUCAAGCUUAGAGAAUGAAGCAUCUGGGCGAAGUGAUCAGGCAGGACCUCGGCAAACAGCACUCCGGCAUGCCUCCUCCUCCAGCCCUCGGAAAAAUUUCAGUUCAAGCAAUUUGUCUGUAUUUAGUUAUGAGGCAAACAGGUGCACCAGCGCGUCUAGUCCCAGCCACUCUCCUCGCCUCACUCGACGGACAGCAACCAGCCCUGGAGCGCUGCAGGUGCCAUCUAGGCCUCCUGCUAUUGACAACUCUCCCCUUGUUGAGGCAAAUACAGCAAAGGUCACACUCCUAACUGGCGAAGGUGGGAGACUAAAGCGAAACGUUCCCUUAGUACAAGGCCGGGACUUUGUGUUGGUUCCUGACUCCUUAUGGAAAGCUCUUCAGCAGUGGUAUGGCGGAGCUCCUGCCCUUCCCAGGCAGGUCAUUCAUGGGCGUUGUAGUGGAGAAGUGGAGCUGGAGCUGUAUCCCUUGACACUGCGACUUUUCCGCCACGUCCAACAGCAGACCAGGUCCCCGAAUAAUUCAUGGGUUGGUGUUGUUGGGGGCUAUGGAGCUGCAGCCUUGAAUUCAGCACCCUACUAUGUUACUUCUCUCCCAAACACUUCUACAUCUUCACCAAAGCGAUACCUGGCCUACUUAGCAGCAUUUAGCCGACUAGCAACCCUACGGCAGGUGUAUGACUACCUGGCCUCCAAGCUACGGUUAAGAGUUGAAGACAUGAGGUUGUGGUAUGUGCGGGAUGAGCCUGCUGGCAUGAUCUUGCUGGAAGAGGACGAUGCUACUUUGGAAGAAGUGGGUGUUGCUGAUCUUGCACAGGUGCUCAUCGAAGUCAGAAACAAGGACCUCACUUGGCCAGAGGAAAUGAGCCAGAUUACUUCCACCAGAGUGAUGCACACCCAGUCCAGUCAAGGCAUGAAAGAGAAAGGUGUCACAGGGCUCAACAACCUUGGAAACACCUGUUUCCUCAAUGCUGCACUCCAGUGUUGCUCAAACACCCAUCCCCUUACCACUUACUUCAUCAAAAGCAUGCACCUGUAUGAACUCAACCCAGAAAAUCCAUGUGGAAUGAAGGGCCACAUGGCAAGGCAGUAUGGAAACCUGAUGCAGGAGCUGUGGGCAGGAGGGGCAAGGACUGUGGCACCUCUCAAACUCAGGUGGACAAUUGGGAAGUACAGUGGCAACUUCACAGGAUUCCAGCAACAUGAUUCCCAAGAAUUGCUAGCAUUCCUUCUCGAUGGCCUCCAUGAGGACCUUAACAGGGUCCAUAAUAAACCAUACAUCGAACUCAAGGACUCAGAAGGACGGCCUGACACUCUUGUGGCUCAGGAGGCUUGGGAAAACCAUAUUCUCCGGAACAAAUCCAUAAUAGUUGAUCUCUUUCAUGGGCAACUCAAAAGCAAGGUCACCUGUCGAGUCUGCGGCAAUGAAAGUGCAAGAUUUGACCCAUUCACCUACUUAACUUUACAGCUGCCAAUGGAAAGUUUUGUGCAUUUUGAAGUCAUUGUGUUGCGUCUCGAUGGCAGCGUCCCCGUCAAGUAUGGACUGCGACUAAACAGUGAGAGUCGGUACUAUGAUGUGAAGCAGCACCUCCAUGUCUUGACCAGUAUACCACCACAUCAAAUCAUGCUCAGUGAUGUUUCUAAUGCUCAGAUUAAGUAUAUUCCAAUGGAUGAAGCACGAGUGAGAGCUCUCUCUGGGAAUGCCUUGUUUGCCUACGAGCUGCCUUCACCAACUUCAUGCCACUCUAGUGAACUCCGGUCAACUACUCGCAGUGCCAAAGAUCGUCAUGUCUUCACCCACAUACAACGUUCAACUUACCACAGUACCCCCUGCCUCAGAGAUGCUGUCAACAGUCCAACUGCAAGUGUUGGGACAAUGGAGAGUGUGAUAUCCAGUCCAAAUACACUUGAGUAUGGUUCCAGUGCGUCGAGCCUGCAUUCUAACUCUGGUCAACCUGCAUCAAAUUUAGUAAGUAUAUGA